Alosa sapidissima (American shad) is the source of this 3738-nucleotide messenger RNA. It is a transcript of the gene ppm1bb, whose product is annotated as protein phosphatase, Mg2+/Mn2+ dependent, 1Bb. Gene Ontology annotation, biological process: negative regulation of canonical NF-kappaB signal transduction; positive regulation of canonical NF-kappaB signal transduction; protein dephosphorylation. NCBI's taxonomy places the organism in Eukaryota, Metazoa, Chordata, Actinopteri, Clupeiformes, Clupeidae. Gene Ontology annotation, cellular component: cytosol; nucleus. The transcript is spliced from 6 exons. Gene Ontology annotation, molecular function: manganese ion binding; magnesium ion binding; protein serine/threonine phosphatase activity. Bases 391 to 1539 code for a protein of 382 amino acids. The record is from RefSeq and is a predicted model, not a curated record.
GGAAUUGUAGUCCAAUCAUCAAACUAGCAGGAGAGCAAACCCUCCCCUUAACCAGGACUCUGAGCCGAAGGAUAACUGGCCCUUCAAUGGACGAAAAAACGUUCCUCGGUCUUAAAACACGACCUAACUUUAAUAUAUAUUAGAAUAUAUUUAUACGAUUUAAUGUGGAGUUUCUCAGUGGUGUCAAACAUGCGUAUAUAUCCACGCAGUCAAAGAAGAGGACCACCGAAAACGGAGUUAACGUUAUCCUUUUUAUUUUAAAGUCAAGCUUGGUUGUUAUCGAAGCAUUUUUCCACUUAACUUGCUAGCUAGCGAAAAAAUCCUUCGGACAGGGGCUGGCAACAGGACGAUCAUCAAUUUGAUUCCUGAAAUUGCCUCAUGUCCUGAGCUAUGGGGGCAUUCCUGGACAAGCCCAAGACAGAGAAGCACAAUGCACAUGGCGCUGGCAACGGCCUCCGCUAUGGCUUGAGCAGCAUGCAGGGGUGGCGCGUGGAGAUGGAGGAUGCGCACACGUCCGUGGUAGGCCUGCCCCACGGCCUGGACGACUGGUCCUUCUUCGCCGUGUACGACGGGCACGCGGGCUCGCGCGUGGCCAACUACUGCUCCAAGCACCUACUGGAUCACAUCAUCUCCAGCAGCGAGGACUUUGGGCCGGGCCCCGCCGACGUGGAGGGCGUCAAGAGCGGCAUUCGCUCGGGCUUCCUGAAGAUCGACGAGUACAUGCGCAACUUCACUGACCUGCGCAACGGCAUGGACCGCAGUGGCUCCACGGCGGUGGCUGUGCUGCUCUCGCCCGACCACCUGUACUUCAUCAACUGCGGCGACUCGCGCGCCGUCCUCUGCCGCUCAGGCCAGGUGCGCUUCUCCACGCAGGACCACAAGCCCUGCAACCCGCUGGAGCGCGAGCGCAUCCAGAACGCCGGGGGCUCCGUUAUGAUCCAGCGCGUCAACGGCUCCCUGGCCGUCUCCCGGGCCCUCGGUGACUACGACUACAAGUGCGUGGACGGCAAGGGGCCUACCGAGCAGCUGGUCUCGCCCGAGCCGGAGGUCUACGAGAUCACGCGGUCCAACGACGAGGAUGAGUUUGUGGUGCUGGCGUGCGAUGGCAUCUGGGAUGUCAUGAGCAACGAGGAGCUCUGUGAGUUUGUGCACUCACGUCUGGAGGUAUGCGACGACUUGGAGAAGGUCUGCAACACAGUGGUGGAUACCUGCUUACACAAGGGAAGUCGAGACAACAUGAGUGUGGUGUUGGUGUGUUUGCCCAACGCACCUAAAGUGUCCGAGGAGGCUUUGAGGAAGGAAGCAGAGCUGGACAGCUUCCUGGAGUCUCGAGUGGAAGAUAUAAUGGAAAAGUCUGGAGAAGAGGGCGUCCCAACCAUGGCCCACAUCAUGCACCAGCUUGCCAAAGAGAGCAUCCCAAAUUUACCACCAGGAGGUGGUUUCAACAGCAAACGUAGUGUGAUCGAGGCAGUAUACAACAGGCUCAACCCACAGAGAGAGGAGGAUGAGACUGGUGGCGACCCGGAUGACCCAUGGUAGCCUGAGUGAUGGUCACCUCCCAUCAUCAACACCAGAAUGUCCUCAAUUUUACACAGAAGAAAAUGUCCCCAUUCUGUUUUUUUUUUUUUUUUUUUCUUUUUAAGAAGAGAUUCAUAGGAAAUGUUUUAAGCCGUGUUUGGCCCACACACAAAGGAAAUGGCGCACACACAUGCAUACACACACCAACACACACAUGGUCGAAUGGGCUGGUUUUUGAAAGUUGCAGUUUUGUACAGUAGAUACAAUAUUUUUUUUUUUGUCCUUUUUUGUGAUUUCCCCACCCUUUCCUCACACCUGCUCCCUUGAGACUGCAGUGGUGCAUCAGCGAUUCCAUGAGGGACUUCUUGGCGUGACACGAUGUGGAACCUCCAGGAGGUGUGGCUCAGGUGUCUCCUGUGGUGCACUCUGGGAAAUUUUUUUGGGGGUGGGAGCCUUGCGAGGCAACACGGUGCCAACACAUGUCCAAGUCUGUUUGAGGGGUGGGGGGAGUGAAGUGGGGAGGAUAAGGCUUUAAGAUUCCCCACAUUACUCUUUCUUUCUCACAAACACAGACACACGCAGAUUUCACACAAACUGUCACACACCCCCCACAUUGUUCAAACCUGGCAAAGACAAGCUAGUCCAACAUGGUGCUGUGUUCAGGCUUCACAUGUCUAGUGCUCUCCACCUCCCCUAGCUCCACCCACCCAAUUUCUUCCUGUAAUUCUUCUCGCAGUCUCUGGCUGUAAGGGCACAUCAGCACAACACCAGCGGCGCACUGCGACUGCCUCCCCCUUUGCAGGUGUCUGUUCUCUGGUCCCGACUGCUCCACGCGUACCCUGCAUGCCGAUGUUCCUCGCCUUGAUCAUCAGCGGAGCUGCCUGGUGCUGGCGGUCUAACCCCAAGGAGAGGACCAAGAGUGGCCGAGGGCUGUGGAGGAUCAGCCGAUAGCCCUCACUGUCCCAUGCUCCAUCCCUUCCUCCCACACUUCCUCUGUGUCUCCUUGACCUCCAGCCACAGGACUUACUUCCUCCAUCUUGCCUUCUGUUUUUUUUCUCUCUUAUCUCUUCUCUCUUUUUCAUGGAACUGAGUUGUAGAUUUUAAAAUGGAUGGUUUUCUGGGGGGGGGAAUGAUUAAGCAUUUUAAUGCUCUUUUGAGAAAAGAGUCAAAGGGGGGUCAGAUUGUAAUGGAUAAUGGGUAAUGUUUGGAUUGCACUCACAUUUGAAUACAGAAACCUAUAUAUGGAAAUCAAUAAAAUAUUUGAGAAAGUUAAGAUUGUUAGAGUAUUUCUACAGUACAGUGCAGAUAUGUUUGUAGAUAUGACUCACCUGAAGUGCUCUGAAAAAAAAAAAAAAGACAGAAGUUGAUGUGUAAAAUCUCUUCUCUCACAUGAUCUUUUGUUAUAUUUCUCGCUGUCUUGGGGCAGCUACCACAGGGUAUUAUGAGGCCAUUCUGAGUCAAUGGCCUGCGCUGCCCAAAAGCCUCGCAGCAGCGAGUGACCAGCUACGGCUGUGGCCGAUCUGACUGCAGACCCAGAGGCCCAUAUGUACAGGACUUAAUCCCAGCUGCACUACACACAUAUACAUACAUAAACACACAAACACAUACACUUGUGUAGAGCACUGUUGUCUAGUAGUUGUAUGUUGAUCGUGUGUUCCUGAUGAUGGUGGUGACAGACUUUGUGCACCAUGCCUCACAGCCCCAGCUGCAAUGUGACCUGUCCUUGGGCAGACCGUCUGCUGGGUUGUGUACAUAUAUGUGGAGAGUGGGGGGUCAAGCUUUCUCUCGAGGGCUUACGAGAACUUUUCUGAAACAGUGAAUGGCCUAACCUGCCCCUGGUGUGUAGCUUUACAGUGAGUGUGUAGAUUUAUCACAUGAUUGUAUAUGUCUGUAAUUUUCCCCAUUGGUACACAAACAGCCAUGAGAUUAAAAUAAAGUGUUUUGCAGAAUGGAUUUGAUUGAGAGGUUGUAAAGAUCUAUUUAUCUAUUUUGUUCCCCGAUGACCACUUCCUGGAUAAACACAACCAAUGAGUAGAAUGAUUAAUGCAACCAAACAUUUUAUUUAUUCCUCAAUCAUUUAUUUACCCCCCCCCCCCCACCCCCCCACACACCCUGCUUUCCUUUUCCUGAUGGUUCAUAGAAUGAGGUGUUACAUUGGCAAACAGAUUCCUUAUCUCAAUCUGCUAUUACUAAUAAAGGAUUUCUAUUGAUUGACAUUGA